CUAGUCUCCCCUCCUCCUUUCCCUACCCCCACGUCCACAAAAACAAAAACACAUUCUCUCUCUCUCUCUCUCUCAUUCUUUCUCCUCCCAUUAGCCCCCUCUUCAACUGUCAUUUUCUCACAUAUACUUCACACAAAAGAAACAACCAUUCACUUCAUACCUUGUCAUUUCUUCCUCUCUCUCUCUCCCCAUCUCUUCUGUACUCUCUUUUCUCUCAGUCCCUUCUGCAACUACUCCUCUCCCUUCCUCACCCCCCUUAAUUCCUUUCACUCUCCCAAAUCUACCCCUCAAACAUAAAAAACAUAUCAAAAACACACCCGGAAUUCUCUCUGUUUUCUCUGCUCCAAAUUCAGCAGAAACAAAAACACCCCACUUCAGAAUCAUAAUCAACCGGGCUAAAGAUAGCUGCUUUUGGAAGGUUUUUUGAGGUUGUGUUUUUGUGUGUUGUGCAAAAAAACAAGGGGAAAGAAAAGGAUGGAGCUUUUUCCAGCACAACCAGACUUAUCCCUACAAAUCAGCCCACCAGAUAGCAAACCCUCUUGGAGGAGCAAUAAUACUACUACACAAGACGACAUGGAUUUGGGGUUUUGGAAAAGAGCUUUGGUGGACUCAAGAAACACAACCUUUUCUUCUUCUUCUUCUUCAUCAAUGGCGGCCUCAAAAGCAACCCAUCAUCAUCAUCACGAUAACUUGUUUGAGCUUUCCUUAUCUAACAACAAUACUAUUAGUGGUAGUAAUAAUAACCAUCAUCAAAGGGUUUCUUCUUUUCCUCAUCUUCAUCAUCAACAUCAUCAGAUUAAUCACCAUAACAGUACUAAUCUCAUCAUCCCUUCUUUUGAGCAAAACCAGUAUCCUUAUCUCCACCAUCAAACAGCUUCUGGGCUAAUAACCCAUCCGGAAUUCGGGUUCUUGAGACCCAUUAGAGGAAUCCCAGUUUACCAAAACACUAGUAAUAAUAGUACUCCAACAACUCCUUCUUAUCCCUUUGUUCACCAUCAUCAAAAUCAUCAUCAGCAACAACAACAGUCUUUAGACAACAACAGCAGUGUUAUUUCUUCUGCAAUAACUAAGGCUUGUUCGAACAACUUUAAUCAUCAUAAUCAAACUGGGUUCAUGAGGUCGAGGUUUUUGUCGAGGUACACUGCAAAAAGAAGCAUGAGAGCUCCCAGGAUGAGAUGGACAACCACCCUUCAUGCCCGUUUUGUUCAUGCUGUUGAGCUCUUGGGCGGCCAUGAAAGAGCUACACCCAAGUCAGUUCUUGAGCUAAUGGAUGUGAAAGAUCUCACCUUGGCUCAUGUUAAAUCUCACUUGCAGAUGUAUAGAACGGUGAAGACAACAGAUAGAGCAACAGCUUCUUCAGGACAUUCGGAUGUUUAUGAAAACGGGUCGUCUGGGGAGAAUUCUGAGGAUUUGAUGGUAGAAGUUCAGAACUCAAGGAAGCCUGAAAUGUCUGUCCAACAAGGCAGGCAAGAUAUGCAGCAAGACAAAGAGUAUUGUGCUGGCCUUUGGAGCAACUCCUCAAGAGAAGCUUGGCUACAUGGCAAAAUGAUGGAUUCUUUUGAGAACAUACCAUCUCCUGAGAAGGAUUAUGAGGAAGCAGCAAAAUGCACAAGCUAUGACAGAAUAUCAGCAGAGCUGAGCUCAUCAAGCAUAACAGAGUCAAGAAGCCCCAAGAAGAAACCCAAUUUGGAGUUUACCUUGGGAAGACCACAUUGAAGAGAAAAAAGUUUCAAUCUUUACUCCAAAACAAAUGAAAUGAAAUUUUAUGAAGCUAAGCUCUCUCUCCUCUGUCUCUGCUGCUGGCUGGAUGGAUGGGAUAGUACGUACUACUCAUUUUGAAAUCAUUAAAAACAUCUCUGACCAAAAGGAAGGAGGGAAGCAGCUGAAAGACUGAGAGAGAAUCAGGUGCUCUCAAGAAUUAAAUGAAUGAGAGAUGAC
Oldenlandia corymbosa var. corymbosa is the source of this 1938-nucleotide messenger RNA. NCBI's taxonomy places the organism in Eukaryota, Viridiplantae, Streptophyta, Magnoliopsida, Gentianales, Rubiaceae. The record is from the annotation of a GenBank genome assembly.